Penicillium canescens is the source of this 327-nucleotide messenger RNA. RefSeq lists its product as uncharacterized. Lineage: Eukaryota; Fungi; Ascomycota; Eurotiomycetes; Eurotiales; Aspergillaceae. The record is from RefSeq and is a predicted model, not a curated record. The transcript is spliced from 4 exons. Bases 1 to 327 code for a protein of 108 amino acids.
AUGGAUGGAAUGGCAGGUGAUAUCGCAAGCGCAGAUGAAGCCUCCGAGCAUCUCAUUACAAAGACAGAUACUACAGACACAGCCGCCGGUCACGUCCACGAGUCUGCCAGCCACGCACGCGAGAAAAUCGCCAACCAGUUGCAACCAGGAGACACAAUGGCCACAUCUCGUCGUAUGUCGGAUAUUCCCGACAGUGUAUGGCAAUUACGGGAGGACAAUGUGAGAGAGGUGCCUGACCUUGGGGUGGAGAAGAGCAAGCCUUUGCUGCAAUAUGCACAAGAAACCGUGGCUAAGGCUCUCGGGGGUGGCUCGCGCGGGGCCGAUUAA